AUGGAGACAGGUGAUAUUUUGGAUAUGAAACCAGCAGGCUCCUGUUUUCCUCCUGUCGUCAUUGCAGAAGAACCUCCUCCUCCACCUCACCUGCUGCUUUGGGAAUAUAAAAGGUGCUUGCUUUCCCCACAGUAUCACCACAUUAUAUCGCCACACAAAGAGGUUGGAUUGGUUUCUAACGUUUCUGUCUUUGUAUCAUCAGGGCCAGAGCACCUACAACUCACCAUGUCAAUGGGAAUGGAAAUUGGGGGCAUUGCCCUGGGUAUAAUAGGCUGGAUUAUAGCUAUUGUAACCUGCGCUCUGCCUAUGUGGAAGGUCUCGGCUUUUGUUGGAGCUAACAUUAUCACAGCGCAGGACAUCUGGGAGGGCAUCUGGAUGAACUGUGUGGUUCAGAGCACUGGACAGAUGCAGUGUAAGAUGUAUGACUCCAUGCUGGCUCUUACUUCGGACCUUCAGGCAGCCCGUGCUAUGUGCGUCAUCUCCAUCAUCCUUGGUGUGCUGGGCUUAAUGAUCUCCAUCAUGGGUGCAAAGUGCACCAACUGCAUUGAGGAAGAGGCAUCCAAGGCAAAAGUCAUGAUCAUCUCUGGCAUCUGCUUCAUCCUCUCCGGCCUCCUGACACUUAUCCCGGUGUCCUGGACAGCCAGCACCAUCGUUCAGAAUUUCUACAACCCAUUAUUGCUGUCCUCUCAACGCAGGGAGUUGGGAGCAUCACUGUACAUAGGCUUCGGGGCUGCUGCCCUUCUGAUCUUCGGAGGAGCACUGCUGUGCUGCACCUGUCCACCACGUGAGGACAGGUACAAGCCCCCGCAAAAGAACUAUACUGCCACUCGCUCUGUCAGUGGAUACGGGAAGGACUAUGUAUGAAAUUCUUUAAACGACAGGUAAAGGAAGACAAAAGAAAACAAGUUUAAUUAAGAAGACAAAGAAUCUUCUGAAUAGACUCCGAGAUGAAGGGCUGUGUUAUACUGUUCGUAUUUGCUUUGUGUUGUGUUUGCUGUGCACAUUUGGAAUUGCUUUUAAGAAUGUACCUGUUGAAUGAGGAUUUGCAAAGCGAAAUAGUUGAAUAUAAUGGCCUUGCCUUCACAUUGUUGGUUUGAAUGCAGCUAGUUAUAUUUAAAUACAUGUUUUAGUCUUUUUUUUGUUUUAGUCUUUAACUAGUCUGUGCUAUGAUGCUCUAUGACUAUACUCAGGAAGAGGGGACGCACUGCUUUUUUACAUGCAUUUGCUUAUGAAAAUCAGAGCUGGAAGAGAAACUGAAGGCUCGCAUGAAUGAUGACUGAGACCUACGAUGUUUUUAUUUUCUUCUACAAGCUUUAAGAAUUUAAAUGGACUCAUUUUGUCUUUGUAUUUUAAUUUGCAGCUUACCCUUUUUAUUUAUUGUGUCAAAAUUCUACUAAACCUUGUUAAAUGAUUUGAAAUGAAGUGAUACAGACUAUGCUGUCCUUUAUUCUUUUAACUAAAUGCUUAAGAUUUUGAGCAGAAUUUAACUCAAAAUUGUACGAAAGAGACUUUUGUGAUAUAUUAAAAAACCUGAAAAUGUG
Molecule: messenger RNA, 1541 nt
Organism: Neoarius graeffei (lesser salmon catfish)
Lineage: Eukaryota; Metazoa; Chordata; Actinopteri; Siluriformes; Ariidae
Product: claudin-4-like
Exons: 1
Coding region: 1-864 (287 amino acids)
Biological process (GO): cell adhesion; bicellular tight junction assembly
Cellular component (GO): plasma membrane; bicellular tight junction
Molecular function (GO): structural molecule activity
Source: RefSeq, a predicted model, not a curated record